Molecule: messenger RNA, 2828 nt
Organism: Alexandromys fortis (reed vole)
Lineage: Eukaryota; Metazoa; Chordata; Mammalia; Rodentia; Cricetidae
Exons: 8
Coding region: 333-1283 (316 amino acids)
Source: RefSeq, a predicted model, not a curated record
UUGGGCGGACAGAUAUUACUUGAAUGGCUGCAGAGGGGGCCAAAUAUCUCCUUCAACUCAAUGGAGGGAGGCAAGAUAAGGCCAAGCCCUGAGACUUGAAGAGUUUGCUGUUGGCCAUCUGUUAAACCAUGCUGCAGGGUUUGGGUUGAGCAGGGGAGCUGGCAGAACACUUGUUGCCCGAUCAUCCCACUGAGAACCACCAGGCCAAGCCCUCCCAGGGCCAGUGUCAUGGCUCCCACUUUAAGGAGGGCCUGUGCUUUUAUGUCUUCACAGUGUUGCAUCUGUGGCAUGCAUGGCCACAGGGCAGAGAGAAUGGCCCAGCACCCCAGGCCAUGCCUACGGCUGAUGGCAGCAGACUGAGCCGCCAGCACUGUUUUCCACUGGUGUUGGUGACUUGCAGCAGAAGGCCAGAGAACCAAGUGUUGCAUCUGUGGCAUGCAUGGCCACAGGGCAGAGAGAAUGGCCCAGCACCCCAGGCCAUGCCUACGGCUGAUGGCAGCAGACUGAGCCGCCAGCACUGUUUUCCACUGGUGUUGGUGACUUGCAGCAGAAGGCCAGAGAACCAAGUGUUGCAUCUGUGGCAUGCAUGGCCACAGGGCAGAGAGAAUGGCCCAGCACCCCAGGCCAUGCCUACGGCUGAUGGCAGCAGACUGAGCCGCCAGCACUGUUUUCCACUGGUGUUGGUGACUUGCAGCAGAAGGCCAGAGAACCAAGUGUUGCAUCUGUGGCAUGCAUGGCCACAGGGCAGAGAGAAUGGCCCAGCACCCCAGGCCAUGCCUACGGCUGAUGGCAGCAGACUGAGCCGCCAGCACUGUUUUCCACUGGUGUUGGUGACUUGCAGCAGAAGGCCAGAGAACCAAGUGUUGCAUCUGUGGCACGCAUGGCCACAGGGUAGAGAGAAUGGCUCAGCACCCCAGGCCAUGCCUAUGGCUGAUGGCAGCAGACUGAGCCACCUGCAGUGUUGUCGACUGGUGUUGGUGACUUGCAGCAGAAGUCCAGAGAACCAAGGAAGCAUUAUGAAGUUCAGCUGUCAAAGAAUGAUUGAUGGAAAAGAUCUACUCCAGAAGUCUCUACAGGGAAUGACUAAGACCAGGAAAUACAUGAAUGAAGACUACUCAGACCUACAUUUUUUACCAUAUAUUAUACAAAAGCCAUACUCUGAAGAUGAAUUGGAAACAUUAUGGACGGUGCCAUCUCUUCCACCAGCAGAUUCCUCAAGACAGUCAUCAUUAUACCUGCUGAUGUCUCUUUCCUGUGUAGCAGCAGACACCAUCUGCAGAUAAGAAAUGCUUAACUGAGAAAUGCUCAUGUUGGGAUAUCAUCGAUGAAACUUUAAUUUGUGCGUGGUGACUGUUUCCCUUGCUGCCACUUGACUCAAUCCCAGGAGCCUCAGUAGAGGAAAUAAUAUUGCACAACAAGCUCAAAAUAGUGGAAACAUUCAGUGCUCCUAUAAAUAUACACUGCUAAUUUUUAAAAUAUGACAUAUUAGAAAGGAAUUGCAUGAUUUAAAAAAAUCUCAAAGUAUACUUAUAUGAUUAAUACAUAAAUUACGGACCUCCUCUCUUUCAAAAUAGUCAAAAGUUUUCUACAGUUUUCCCCUAUUAAGGAAUGGAUAUGAAUGCUCUUAAGCAGACAAAUAUAUGAAACAUACACAUGCUUUCUGGGGGGGGGACUUCUACCAGUCAGCCCAUACUCUUACACAAAUUGUUACUUUUGUUUGAUGAGCUUUUUCUAUUUCAGUACUAUAUUAAUAUCUACAUCAUUUUUUGAAUAACUGCAUAACUAAUUUGUAGAUGAAAUAGAAUUAAAUGUUUUAAAGAUUGCUCAUUUAUAGGCAUUUAUGUAGGUGCUAGAUUUCUGUGAAAUGAACUUCCAUAUACAUAUAUAUAAAUAUAUAUUCAACAAUUAUGUAUUUGUCCCUUCUAUUAUAAUAAAAUUACCUAGCACUUAAAUUAUUAGAAUGAAGUAUUAUAACACUUAAAAAAUUUAAAUAAUCAUAAUUCCUUUUAAAUGAGCUUUAGUAGCCUUCUCUUCAAUGGCAAUGACUUAGACUACCAUCUUCAUAAUCCACAUAUAAUGGGUUCUACAAAUAUUUGAGAUAUUUCCCAAUGUGUUAGUCCAAACAAUUGUCUUAAAUUGUAUUUAUUUUAUUUUUGAGUUUGAUCAUUUUCAUGUUUAUUAGCCAUCUGUAUUUUUCAUUUCUUCUCUAUGUCAAAGUUUGAGAGUAUGUGGAGAUUUCAGUCUCUUUUAAAGAUCAUAUUUACACUUGGAGAAAAAUAAGAUUUGGAUUGUCAAACAUUACAUGUUUUUCUCACAUUUGAACUUCGUUUUGUUAUAAGAAUGUGUAUUGUUGUUACAUGUCCAACUAUAACCAUGUUUGCUUUUAUGGCUUCUGAGUUUCAUGUCAUUUUUGAAAAACAAAAAUAUCGUAAGCUCAUAAAAAGCCCCACUCCUUUGUUAAUCGUAGUUCUUUUGUGUUUUUUAUGUCAAAUUCUUAUGUCAUGAAAAGAGUUUUGUUUUGAAAUCUUAAAGCUGCCAAGUUAUUUGCCAUUACUUAUGAUUAUUUGCCAAUAAGUGCCCAUUUAUCUGUAAGCCAUCUUGCACCUGUGCUGUAUUGUCAUCUGUGAAUGGCUCCAUUUUUGUUCUGUGGAUGUGUGUCUCUUCUGCCUCCUGUCUCACAUGUCUUUGUGUUGGAAGAAAUUACAGUUUAGACUGCAAUUUCAUCAACUUUAAUAAAUUAAUUUGGGGAAACUGUUUUUAAAUAAUACUGUCUUCGUAAUGAAGGACAAGAAAUGUCUCUUUUAUUAAACAUCUGAUUACUGUUGAUA